UUGGCAUGAAAGACACCUUUACACCCAUACAACAUGAGCCCCAACCUGACAACCUCCCUCUUCUCCUUCACUUCUUCUUCCCAAAUCUGAACCUCCAUGGCUCCAUUCCUCUACCUCUAACCUCCUUGUUCUUCUAAUCUAUCACGCUGCCUCACCUCCUCCUUUUCCCCACUGUGUCGCGCUCACUGCCAGCCUCAUCUCCUCCCAGCCGCACGCGAUUCGCCGGCGUCGAUGCAUCACCUCCUCCUUGCUGCGUCGUCGUUCGCCUAGCUUCCUGGUUGUUCUCUGCGCUUGCUAGUCGCACUUCGCCGUAGCUUGUCACGUGUCGUCGGCGUCACCCGACUCACCCCCUCCUUGUUACUUCGCAUGCCGGGCUGACCAGAAGCUCCGCGCCUAUCAGGCUCCUCUUCUACAGUCUGCUACGCGCUUCCAUUUUCUCGGUGUGUUGAUAUUCUGUAUUUCUCUUCAAUCUGCUGAGCCUGUCACCGGAACCGGAGCCCCUUUUCUCUCAGCGCGUCGCUGUCUUCCUCCUCUGUCCGCAAAAUGUUUCUUGGCGCUAUUUUGUGUUGUUUAUGCUCUUGCACGCCAAGUGUUCGACAAUAUACCUCAGAGCUUUUAGUGAAAAUUUUGGCCCAAUCUUUGAAAAUCAAUGCUUGUUUGUACAUGAUUCUUGUUAUUAUGCAUUGAUGAUUGAAUAUGAUAUGUUUCUUAUUGGCCAAAUUUUUUUUUUAAGUUGUGAAUGUCUUAUGUUUCUUUGCCUAAUAGUACAAGAUUAAUGAAAUUAGUCCUAUGUAAUCCAACUAUGUCAACUUUGUAUGCUUAUUUAGUUUCAGGUAGUAUUGGGAAUGAAAUUCAAAUAUUGAAAUAUGAUAUGUUAACUGAUAGAGUAAAUGUUCAAAUUGGUUUAAGACAUGUAGGAUAUCAAAUCAGUUGCUUCCAAGAUUUUUAACAUCGAGUUGGUUUUUUGUAGAACAAAAUAAUCAUCAAUUUAAGGACCAACUGGUAUUUAAAUAUAGAAUAAAUGACCAUUUGUACCCAUGAGAGAUGAAAACGCUGACAUUCGUACCCAUGAUAGCCCGAAACUAGACUUGUACCCAUGAGAGAUGAGGUCCGUGUGACAAAAGUGACCCGCCUUGGUUCUGAGCAUGGUUCGUGGCAUUCCGAACCUACGUGGCACUUCCACCCCCCCAAAAGCCUUUCUGACGUAGAAUUGAACGUUGUUAAUCAAAAGGGAUAGGCUGAACUAACGAAAUGAAAACCCUAGGUAGCUUCAACCCUCCCCAAUACAAACCAGGAUCCAGAGAAUCGAAACUUGUUGGAUGUCAACGAGUGUGACGUUGAAUCUCAAUCGAAGCUUGGUUCGUACCUCCCUCAAUGUCUUCCCGCAGAUUUACCCCUGCUCCAAGUGAUGGCAGUGGCAGUUCUUCGUCAAGUUCGAAGAAGAAGAAGGUGAAGAAGCUGGAUGGCAGAUGCUUCUGUGGAAGAGACUUUGCGUUGAUGGAGUCUGGCACCGUUACGAACCCUAAUCGAUGGUUCAUCAGAUGUCCUCUAUGGGCGGUAAGGGCAGAUGCUGUUGGAGUCCAGGUGAGAAAGUUUUGUUUGCAUUUAAGUUGACGAAUCGGUGCAUUUGUGUUGUUUUGGCAGACAAGAGACUGCAAAUACUUUGUAUGGGUUGAUGAAAUCGAAGAAGGAUGGGAGGGCAUAGCAAGAUGUUUGGCCAGAAGACAGUCAGGGAGUUCUUAUCCAAGGCAUGAUGAUGGGCUCAUUGUCACUGAAGUUGGGGAAAAUCACGAAGCAUCAUCAAUCCUGGCGACAGGGAUAGAGAAACUUAGGGUUGAAAUUAGGGGUGAAAUUAAGGGUAUUAGAGUGUUGCUUGUAUGGAUAGCCUUGGCUGUUGCAUUUUGUUUGAUAUUUCUGCUGUAUUUCUUUCUGAAAAUGUAAAAUUUGUAUGGAACUAGGGUCUUUGUAAAUCAUGAGACUAUGAAUGUGUUUCCUGUUUUUGACAUACACAGUUUGAUUCUGUUGCUGCCCUGUUACUUCUAUAUGAGAACUGUUAUUGGUACUCAGUUGGAUAUAUAUGCACAUGCAAGUAUAUUUUCUACUAAAAGAAUCAGAAUUAAGCUCAAUAUGUGACAUAGAGACCUGAUGGUUGUGGGGAUGAAGUAUAAAAGCAUGAAAGCUAGCUCAAAAACUGGACUGAGCAUGAUAUAAACCAAAAAAACAUAGUUAAAUAGAGUAAGAGUAGCAUGUCACAGGCAGAACAAGCAAAACAUGAAUGCUGCCUACUCCAACAUAUUGUAAUAAACCAGGAAGUGGUUCAAAAAUAAGUAUAUGAGUAAUGGCAAUUACAUCAGAAUAGCAAAAAAACAUAAGCAACACAGUCUAUGACAUUGGUGUUGAGUUACUGCUCCCGCUGGAAAUUCCAUUUUUUGCUCCGCUUGAUGCACCUCUCCUGCCUCGACCUCUUCCUUCACCCCUGCCUUUAACAUGUAUGCCUCUAGUCCUAGAAAUACCGUCCACAUCUAUUGUAGGCAUGAACUGCACGAACCUUGUGGUUGUGCCUGCACUAGCACCCUGCAGUGGAUUUGGGGUUGUUUGAGAGUUGUGUGUGGAAGGGGUUGUGGUUGGAUGCCUUGGAGAUGGUGCAGAAGCUUCUGUGGUAUGUGCAGAAGGGGGUGGUCGCUUGACACUUCUCCUUUUAUGUUGUUUCUUGCCUGCUCCAGUGGUUGUGGCAUCAUGGGGUUGUGUGGCUGGUGGUUGUGGCAUCGAAGGUGGAGGCUGGAUUCGAAAGAACAACCAGUUUACCAACAUGGGUCGUUAAACAAAUAUAAUUAACGAACUGAAUCAAGUAACUAACUGACCUGUGAAGUCUGGGCUGCUGUUGAACCGUUUCCCACCUCAGUUGCUGCUGCUGCAGCCUCAGCAGCUUCUAAUGUCUCCUCAUAGUUCAUUUCAGUCAGCAUAUCUUCAUCCUCAUCACUUGCAGGGACUUGUGGGGCAGCACUCGCUUCACCCAUUGCUUCCUUUCUCUUCUUGCAGCUUCGCUUGUUAUGACCAGGCUACACAUGAACUUAAACAACGAAUUAAACAACGAAUUAUAGUAAAGAUGAACUUAAACAACGAAUUAUAGUAAAGAUGAACUUAAACAACGAAUUAUAGUUCACUGCACACACCUGGAGGCAGUAUUUGCACACGAUGGUUGCAAUCCUCCGCUUAGUUCUAUGAGGAUCACUCUUAUCCUUAGGGGCAUCAUUUUUUUUGUCUCUUUUCAUUGAAGGUCUUCCGAUUGGCUUCUUGUACCUGGGUGGCAGAAUUGGUAGGCUGUCCAUAUGCUCCCAGAACUCUUGGCUUGGAACUAGGCGCAUUGAAAUCUGAUAUGCAGCAUUAUAAGCACCCAUAGUUAGCCAGUUAUGUGCAUACUCUUCAGGUCUUCUAUUCUGGUAAGCUAGAGCAGCACAUGCAUGUCUACAAGAUAGCCCAGUCAACUGCCACAGUCUACAACUACAUGUACCUUUGCCCAAGUCCACACUGACCUUAAUGGGAAGACAUUGGACUUCAUAAACAUUUCCCGCGUCAUCUCCGGUUGGAAGGGGUCUCCAUUUGUUGCUCUCUCUCUUUUCUCUUUCUAAUCUGCUCUGUUGGGUUGGGGCUAACCUCCCACUGUACCCAAUCAAGGCCUUUUUGUUUCUUGCCAUGAUUCGCAUGACGUAGCACCUAACUUCUUCCAACAUGGUUACGAUAGGCUUCCCCCUCAUCUUUUUUACCUUGGCAUUAAACACCUCGCAGUUGUUAUUGGUGUAGUUGUCCAUCUUUGGAUACUCGCUAAAAUGUGCUCUACUCCACUGUUUUGGACUGAUCUUGUCCAAGUAUUCCCAAGCCCCUACGUUGAUCUUUUUCAGCUUAUCCAUUGCAGCAUUGAAGUCUUGUGUCGUAGAGGCCUUAGCACAUGACCACAUACACUUCUUCAGCUGCAAGUCACCCCAUUUCUUGCGAAAAUUUUGCCAUAUAUGCAUGGCACAGAACCUGUGGUUGGCAUUUGGGUAAAUUUCUUGGACUGCAGGAAUUAACCCCUGCAUAUAACCAUUCAUAUGACCAGCAAUCACUUAUCACCUUAAUAAUGACAUUAACAAUAUUUCAACAACAAUCCUUGUACAGUUGUUCAACUUUCAUACUUCAGUGACCAUAAACAGCAUUCAUGAUAAUGUCAUUUGAAGCAUGUAAAUCUAAGCAUGUAAAUCUAAGCCAGACUAAUCAGUAUUAUACACUAAGCAUGUAUAUCUAAUUGAUUUAUGAAGCAUGAAAAACUAUACAUAGCAUAUGUAAAACACAUGUGCAGCAUUAAAACAUACAUACCUUCUGCAUGUCUGACAUGAAGUUAAUUCCGUUUGCCUGAAAGUCUCCCACAUCAUCCUGAAGGAUAUCUAAAAACCACUUCCAGCUGUCCUUGUUUUCUGAUUCAACAAUUGCAUAUGCAAUGGGGUAGAUGUGGUUAUUCGCAUCCUGCCCUAUAGCUGUUAAAAGCUGCCCCCCAUAAUACCCUCUAAGGAAUGUGCCAUCCAAUCCUAUGAAUGGUCUACAACCACCUACAAAUCCCUUCUUACAAGCCUCAAAACAUACAUAUAUCCUCAGAAAAAUUGGAUUUGAAUCAGGCAUGGGAUUUGUGUGUAUCCUAACUGUAGACCCAGGGUUAGUCUUAAGAAUCUCAUUAGCAUAGUCGCGAAGAAUUGCAUACUGUGCAAUCUCGGAUCCCUCAAUCCUCUCCUUCGCCUUCUUCAUAGAUCUAUAAAUCUUUCUCUCGUUGAUAAGUAUAUCAUACUCAGAUCUGAAAAACUGGUCAGCCUCUCUCACACUCAAGUUUGGCUGAAGUCUUAUUCUUUCUUCUAGCUCAUCAAUCACCCAUUUACCAUCUGCUGACUUGCAGUGAUUGUCCCUACUGCAAGUGUGUUCGUUGACAAAGGUCUUAACCUGAUAACUUGCUGGAAAUGUCCUCUUGGCACAGUAUAUCUGCCAAGGACAAUCUUCAUCAUAGCAUAUAGCCUUCGACCUUGUAGAGUCACAGCGUGCAAAGAAAAUGCUUCUUCCGAUGUUUAUAUUAAAUUUCCGGACUGCUUUCCUAAAUUGAUUUAGAGUCUCAAAUUCCAUUCCAACUUCUAGCCUCACCUGGCUAACAGGGGCAUCGGCAUUACUCUGAGGAAAGGCUGUGGUCUCAUCAGAAUCUUCAUCACUAGGUAUGCUAUGCAAGUCCUCAGACUCAUAGCAAUGAUACCCAGCGUUGUCAUCAGAAAAAUCUUCCUGAUCAACUGGGACAUAGAAGGUUGGAGGCUUGUCUGGAUCAGGAUUAGGUAUGAAUGACUGUCCUGUAGGAGGGGGCCUCUUUGUUGAUCUUCUCCUGUUCUUUUUUCUCUCACCCUCAGCCUCAUCUGAAGGAUUGGUUUCAUUGUUCUGGGGAGUCCUGUUGGAGUCAGAAGGUGGGGCUGAUUCAGGGAUUUCUUGUGAAAGUGGAUUUGUGUAAGGAUGUGGGAUGUAUUGGGUGAGCUGCUCUGGUGCAAUAUGGUCAGAUACAUUGGCCUGAGAGGGAAUGAAUUGGUCUGUAUCAUCAGACUGCCAAGGUUGCUGUGAAGCUUCAGAUACAUUGGCAUCAUGGGGAGGGAUUGGGUCUGUCCCAUGAGUUUCACAUGGUUGCUGCUCUACCUCAAGAGGUGGCUGUGUAGGUUGGGAAUGAGUUGAUGGUGGCUCAUCCGGCUGGACAGGUGUUGGAGGAGGUUCAGAAAUGUUAAUCGGUUCCUGAGUUGCUACAGGAGCUGGGCUGUUCUCUUGAUGGGCCUGUACUAUGGGCUGUGGGCCAGCACUUUUUUGGGCCUGCUUUUCAACUUGCACAUUACUAACUAUCUCAGCAUCAUCAUCAUCUUCCACUACUGCUAACCUUCUUCUUGGAGUCUUCUUUGGAGUUGGUACCCUUUUAACACAGACCUUUCUUCUCCCCUUUGAUGGAGUCAAUUCCUUAACCUCCACUACAACAGGCUGAUCCACAGGAUGCUCUGUGUACAGAUUAAUUCUAUUUCCAUUCUUCAUGGCUGCCUCAUACAUCCUAAUUACAUCCAUAUCAACCCUUAGUAGUCUCAACCCAUCAUGAAGCUCCUUCCCAGGUUCUAGCCAGUAAAACUCAGAAAUGGACGUAUAACCAAUGUCCUUCAGCAAGUCAGAGAUGAAAAAACCAUUCAGGGUAUCAACGUUUACCCUCUCUAUCUCCGUCACUUCUCCACCAAUGUAGCUAACCUUACCGACUGGCUCUCUCUCAAACCUUCCUCUAUGAUGAAUUGACAAAGUUAUGUGGACGGUGGCUAUCCCUGGAAGUCAAAUUUAAGAAACCAAUAAACACACAUUCUCUGUAACUGAUGCUAACACAAACCCUAAAAGUACUCUCUAUCAAUUCUGAACGAAAUACAGCAACUCUUUCGGUUUCAUUAGCCAGUAACGUUUGUCUAACCACUUGCAACAACAUAUCAAAUUAUUCAUUGGUGGGAAACGACAUACCUGUGUAACUCUUCAAAGGGAGUGACCACCUCGAUGUCGAAUACCAAAGGACUGGUAAAAGCCCCUCCUUGCUACUCGAUUCGUCACACUCUGGCCGUCUUCUCCUGCUUCGAAUGGACCAACAGUGACGAUGAACCUCUGCUAGGGCUCCACUGAUUCUCGCGGGAAUUGACGUUUCUUUUUCCUAUCCCUUUUGAUUAACAACGUUCAAUUCCACGUCAGAAAGGCUUUUGGGGGGGUGGAAGUGCCACGUAGGUUCGGAAUGCCACGAACCAAGCUCAGAACCAAGGCGGGUCACUUUUGUCACACGGACCUCAUCUCUCAUGGGUACAAGUCUAGUUUCCGGCUAUCAUGGGUACGAAUGUCAGCGUUUUCAUCUCUCAUGGGUACAAAUGGUCAUUUAUUCUUUAAAUAUAUAUUAGACUGAAGGACUGAAGAUGCCAUUUUAAAUAGAGAGACCAAAUUGAUGUACAAACUGUUUAGAGUGUAAAGGACCAACUUGAUGGUGCUAAAAUCUUUGGAGAACUAAAUUGAGCUUUUACUUUCAUUUCAUAUAUGUUUCAUUUCAUAUCAUAUCAUAUGCAAAUCUGCAGCAAAUUUUUACAGAUCUUGAUGAUUGAUGACACUUUUAUGUUGGAAUUUCAUAUUUGGAUUUAAGUUUGUACUUUUUCUAAAGAUCUUAAGAUUUGGUGGAUGACAUUUCAUGUAUUACUUUAAAUUUAGAAGAUAUUUUAAAAUUUAUAAGCGUAGAGAUGAAACAUGCGGCGGAGGCUGCACCGGAGGAAAACUGCUCUGCCAAGCCAGCCUCCAAGGGGGAGGGUCUCCGCCAGUACUACUCUCUCCACAUCCAUGAGCUACAGCUCUUUCUCCGCCAGAAAACGCACAAUCUCAACCGUCUCGAGGCUCAGCGCAAUGAGCUCAAUUCUAGAGGGUGUUUCUGUGGUUAAUGGCAACUUUGGACAAUGAGGAUGCUCAGGGAGGAGUUGCAGUUUCUCCAGGAGCCCGGAUCGUAUGUAGGGGAAGUUGUGAAAGUUAUGGGAAAGAACAAAGUCUUAGUCAAGGUUCAUCCAGAAGGGAAAUAUGUGGUGGACAUUGAUAAAGAUGUUAACAUUACAAAGAUUACUCAAUCGACAAGAGUAGCUCUUUGUAAUGAUAGUUAUGUCCUUCAUUUAAUUCUACCGAGCAAAGUUGAUCCAUUGGUCAAUCUGAUGAAAGUUGAGAAAGUUCCGGAUUCUACUUAUGACAUGAUUGGUGGCUUAGACCAGCAAAUCAAGGAGAUUAAAGAGGUCAUUGAGCUACCAAUUAAACAUCCCGAACUGUUUGAAAGUCUUGGAAUAGCUCAACCUAAGGGUGUUCUACUCUAUGGGCCACCUGGUACUGGAAAAACGUUGUUGGCUAGGGCAGUGGCUCAUCAUACUGACUGUACCUUCAUCAGGGUAUCUGGGUCUGAAUUAGUUCAGAAAUACAUUGGAGAAGGUUCCAGAAUGGUCAGGGAACUUUUUGUCAUGGCCAGGGAGCAUGCUCCAUCAAUUAUCUUCAUGGACGAAAUUGACAGUAUUGGAUCUGCUCGAAUGGAAUCUGGAAGUGGCAAUGGUGAUAGUGAGGUGCAGCGCACUAUGCUGGAACUUCUCAACCAGCUAGAUGGAUUUGAAGCUUCAAAUAAAAUCAAGGUUAUACAAAAAAUAUGCAAUACAGGUUUUGAUGGCACAAACCGGAUUGAUAUCCUGGAUCAAGCCCUCCUUAGACCUGGACGAAUUGACAGGAAGAUUGAAUUUCCAAACCCAAAUGAGGAGUCUCGGCUAGAUAUUUUGAAAAUUCAUUCAAGAAGAAUGAACUUAAUGCGUGGCAUUGAUUUGAAGAAGAUUGCUGAGAAGAUGAAUGGAGCAUCUGGUGCAGAGCUUAAGGUACCCGUGUGUACAGAAGCUGGAAUGUUUACUUUGAGGGAGAGGAGAGUACAUGUGACACAGGAGGACUUUGAGAUGGCUGUGGCCAAGGUUAUGAAAAAGGAAACAGAGAAGAACAUGUCAUUGCGGAAGUCGUGGAAGUGAUUUUUCUUUCAUGUUUCUAGUACACUGGAGGCAACAGUCUUGAAUAAUCAACAUGUCUAUCAUACUCUCAAUUCAUCGGUGAAAAAAAGUUCUACUAUCAAUUUCUGAAAAAUUCACUGACAAUAAUUUCACUACAUGGCAUCAUCUUGUGAUUCUCAUCAUUUAGAGCCUCAACCUCAAAGAUCAUCAAUCAGCUGCCGAAAUUCCAGAAUAAUUCGAGGAAAAUGCUGCAAAGAAAACAAAAUCUGAAACCACCACCUAGAAAGAAAGGUGACUAGAUGAUCUAACUUCAACUACUUGGCUGGUUGCAUUUAUUUCAAAUUCUCUCAAGAACAAGACUAUUCACUGAACUAGAUUUCAUGAGGUAUGUCGCAUUCUAAAUGACUGUUUCUCAGAAUCAUCAGCUACUCGCAUUCAAAGCCUAAAAUCAUUGUUGAAAUUUGUGAAAAAGACUGGUUCAGUCAAAGAAUACUUGUCUAAGAUUCAAGGAUUAGUUGAUUCCUUGUUUGCAAUUGGUUAUAAAACCCAAGAAGAAGAUCACAUUGCUACAAAAGAAUAUACCAUAUUCAUCACUUAAAUGAUGUCUCGCUUAGGGACUUUCAAGGUUGCAGAGGCAGAAUCAUUUUUCGUUGCCUAUGAUGACGUGUUAAAGAGGGCUUCGUAUGGCUAAUCUGCCACAACUACCUACUGCUUAUGACUUUCAAGUUUCAAGGUGAGUGUGGCAUGAUGAACAGAAGAGGUAGAGGUUGUAGGCAGAAUAGAGGUGGCAGAAGGAGCUUGUCAGCUGUGUGGUCGCCAUUCGCCAAGGCCAUGUGGUUCAGAACUGUUAGAUAUUUUAUUAAAGUUUGUUAGUAGUCUUCACUCACUGAUUUAGCUUUAUUUUACUCACUAUAUAUCUGUAAUCAGUGACUAGUGAGACUACUACUCUUGUAUUCUAGUAUUCAACUUUACAAAUUGCUUAAGCCACAAGUUUCUUUCUUUUUC
Molecule: messenger RNA, 9566 nt
Organism: Arachis stenosperma
Lineage: Eukaryota; Viridiplantae; Streptophyta; Magnoliopsida; Fabales; Fabaceae
Product: 26S proteasome regulatory subunit 8 homolog A-like
Exons: 12
Coding region: 7497-8582 (361 amino acids)
Biological process (GO): proteasome-mediated ubiquitin-dependent protein catabolic process
Cellular component (GO): proteasome regulatory particle, base subcomplex
Molecular function (GO): ATP binding; proteasome-activating activity; ATP hydrolysis activity
Source: RefSeq, a predicted model, not a curated record